CUUGUUUGCAAAGUGGGGAAGAAGAAAGACGAGAGAGAGAGAGAGAUUGCGCGUUUUUGUGUUACAAACAGAGCAUCGAUCGGAAACGAACACGGAGAAGACAAUGGCCACACAGACGCAAGAUCCACCUUCAAACCCUAACCCUAAUCCCAAUGCCACGUCGGCAACGCCAUCUUCCUCCUUCUUCUUCCGCGCCGGCGGCGCCAACGGCGCCUCCGUCGCUCCAGUCGCCGGCUCCGGCGAGUCACACUCGCACCACCGUAGAGCGCAGUCGGAGGUCAGUUUCCGGCUGCCGGAAGACAUGAUGGACCUCUCGCCGUCCGAUCCGUUCAACGGCGGAUCCUCUACGGCGAGCUUCGAGGAGAUCGGAUCCGAGGACGACCUGUUCUCCACCUACAUUGACGUCGAAAAGCUCAGCGGCGGCGCCAACGGCGCCGGCCGAGGCGGAAACGGAUCGGAUCAGAGCGGUUACGGAAACGGCGCCGGCACCAGCGGCCACAACGACGGCGAGAAGAGUUCGAGCGCCGCCGCAGCGCGGCCGAGACACCGGCACAGUAGCUCCGUCGACGGUUCCACGUCGACGUGCAUGUUCGGAGAGAUCAUGGAUGCGAAGAAAGCCAUGCCUCCUGAUAAGCUCGCGGAGCUUUGGAACAUUGAUCCAAAGCGUGCCAAAAGAAUACUGGCUAAUCGGCAAUCUGCUGCGCGUUCAAAAGAAAGAAAGGCACGCUAUAUACAAGAACUUGAGCACAAAGUUCAGACCCUUCAGACUGAAGCUACAACACUAUCUGCCCAACUUACAUUGUACCAGAGGGAUACAACUGGUCUGAGUUCUGAAAAUACUGAGCUUAAGCUCCGUCUACAAGCCAUGGAGCAACAAGCACAGCUUCGUGAUGCUCUUAAUGAUGCAUUGAUGAAGGAAGUUGAGAGGCUUAAGAUUGCUACCGGAGAGGCAUUGAACCAAUCUGAGUCUUUUAAUCUGGGAAUGCACCAGAUGCCAUAUGCAGGGUCAAAUUUCUUUUCAAUUCCACCACAUUCAGGUCCUUCUGGGCACCAGAACAUGCAAUUGCCACCAUUUGGUCACUCCCAAUCCACCGUGCCGACUCAUCAGCUGCAACAAACAAAUUCUCACCAAAUGUCAGAUAUAUUGCAAAACGACCAGCUUGGUCGUUUGCAGGGACUCGAUAUUAGUAGCAAAGGAACACCCAUGGUGAAGUCUGAAGGCCCCUCAAUAUCUGCAAAUGAGAGUAGCACCACAUUUUGAAUUUUUUGACCAAAAUUUGCUUGACCUGCUGACUUCUCCGUGGCAUUAUUCCCUUCUCUUCAAAUUGUCUAUAGUGUUGACAUCUAGUUAUCUUAUGAAGGUGCUCUGUUUCAUUAAAUUAUUCCUUUCAGAUUAAGGAUUAAUUAUCAUUAAUUGUUUAUUCUUAGGGAUGCUCCCCAAAAAGGGGAAGCAGCACCCUUGGGGGUUUUGUCGCAAAAGUUCACGCACGCACGCAGUCAUCUUGUAAAGCGUGGCAUUUUGGUGUUUGUGGGUUUUACUUUAGAUCACCAAGAAUGAAAGGUCAUUCUCAUGGUAUCUUUCUAUGUGGGGGAAUCUUCAUCAUUCCCUCUCCAGUCAUUUUAGGCGAUAGCUUGUAAACCGUGAUUUGUUGUUGUGUUCCAUUUCAAGGAUUUGUAAGAUUAUCAAAAACAAGGAAAAGAUGUGUAAGAUGAACGCAGUUCAGUUCCUUCUAUAAAUAAUGUCUUAUUAUUGUAGUUUUA
This is a messenger RNA of Glycine soja, 1761 nucleotides long. RefSeq names its product transcription factor RF2b-like. Gene Ontology annotation, cellular component: nucleus. Gene Ontology annotation, molecular function: DNA-binding transcription factor activity. Bases 104 to 1261 code for a protein of 385 amino acids. The record is from RefSeq and is a predicted model, not a curated record. The transcript has 4 exons. Gene Ontology annotation, biological process: regulation of DNA-templated transcription. NCBI's taxonomy places the organism in Eukaryota, Viridiplantae, Streptophyta, Magnoliopsida, Fabales, Fabaceae.